UCGCGCGGAUUUAUUGGUGAACGAUAAUCAUCGUUAUAUUCCUCUGUGUACUUAUACCUAUAUAUGCAAGACACUUUGCUCGGAGAAAUUUGGCGCGAAUCGCGCAGUUCUUGCCGAAACAAUAUCGAGGCGCGACGAGCGCUCUUUCCGCGAUAUAUUUAUAUUUGUUGCUUACUUUUUUUUCGCGCGCGGGACACUUCGCUGUGUGUGCAGUACUUACUGCACUGGAUUCGGAGAUAAGUGAUCCUUUUGAGGUACUUUUUUACCGGAAGAAUCGCUAGUUUUCGCUGAACGAUGGCCGUGGGACUGUUGGAUCUGUGCGAGCAGUAUUUCGGCGCGAGAGACUUCUACGAUGUGCUGAAUAUCGACAAGACUGCUAACGAGAAACAAGUGAAAAAGGCGUACCACAAGCUGUCUCUGCUCGUUCAUCCCGACCGAGUGGAGGAAGCAGUAAAGGAGGAAGCAACAGAGAAAUUCAAGGUUCUUGGCAGGAUCCACUCUAUUCUCAGUGAUAAUGAUAAGCGAAAAAUUUACGAUGAGACUGGUCAGUUUGACGAGGACAGCGAGGAAGUUGUCAUGCGCAACUGGUCCGACUACUGGCGCACACUGUUCAAGGAGAUCACGGUGCAAGAUAUUAAUAAUUACGAAAAGAACUACAAAGGCUCAGAGAUUGAAAUCAAGGAUCUGAAGAGAGCUUAUAUGGAUAGUAAAGGUGACAUGGAUUACAUCCUAGAGUCGGUUCCUUUUACAAGCUGCGAAGAGGAGCCACGAUUGCACAAAAUCAUCAACGACCUCAUCGAAAAGGGUGAGGUCCCAGAGUUUGAAAGCUUCACCAAGGAGGACGAGAGGAAAAGAAUGAGGAGGAAACGCAAGUGGGCAAAGGAAGCCAAAGAAGCGGAAAGAUUGGAAAAAAUGCGAGCCAUCGAGAAAGAAGACGCCGAGAAGAACGGCGACCUGGCCCUCGCUAUCCUCAAUAAAAAUAAGUCUAGGGCAUCUCAAGCAGAUAAUUUCUUCGACUCGCUUAUCGACAAGUACGCGAAGCAAGCUGAGAAGUCGAAAAAGGCCACGUCGUCGAAGAGCGCGAAAAAGAAGAAAGCGUAAUGAGUUCUUCGUUGAAAAUCAAAAUUUUUUUUAUAAUCGAACAUUUAUUUUUUUUAAAUUUUGUAAGUGCUAACGUGAAGAGUAUCGCGUAAAUGCUAUUUAACGCACUCGUAUAACAAGUUUCGUACGUCUAAAUUAUUAGUCUGUAUUUGUAGAAAAUAGUUUGAUAACUUUAUUUUUUAUGUAGUAUUACACGUUUUUUUAUACAAAAA
Molecule: messenger RNA, 1313 nt
Organism: Nasonia vitripennis (jewel wasp)
Lineage: Eukaryota; Metazoa; Arthropoda; Insecta; Hymenoptera; Pteromalidae
Product: dnaJ homolog subfamily C member 9
Exons: 4
Coding region: 295-1101 (268 amino acids)
Cellular component (GO): nucleus; cytoplasm
Molecular function (GO): heat shock protein binding
Source: RefSeq, a predicted model, not a curated record